Molecule: messenger RNA, 3542 nt
Organism: Drosophila ficusphila
Lineage: Eukaryota; Metazoa; Arthropoda; Insecta; Diptera; Drosophilidae
Gene: cal1
Exons: 2
Coding region: 104-3163 (1019 amino acids)
Source: RefSeq, a predicted model, not a curated record
UCAACAUCACAGCCAUUUUGCGUUCUUUUUUCGAAUUUGUUAGACGUUUUUUAGUUUCCCUCUUAUUUUACCAAACUUUUAAAGAGCUCAUGAUUAAGCAGACAUGUCGCAGGCACUGGUGAACGAGGAAACGCUAGAGGCGAUGGUUUACGAGCGCUCGAAAGCUUGGUCAAGUGCGAUGAAGAAUUUUUCAACCAUGGACGACGGACUAGAGAUAGAUGUGUCGCAAUUGGAGGAACUCUUCCAAGCCGAAGACGAAAACGAUCUCAAAGUCGACGAGGAGGAAGCCGUUGAGGACAACGUGGAGGAGGAAAAGUUGGAACUCUGUAAUAUUAAUGCCAACACCACCAGCCUUGCAGAACUGACAAUGAUCCUGUGCGCGGGAAAGGACAAAGGCGCCAAAGCCGAGAUCGAGCAGAUCCUGAACCAAACCAUGCCCGUUGUUGAGGAGCACAAUCGCAAAUGGCGCGAGGCGGGACUUGAUCGCAUCCUGGCAACCUUCGAUGAGAAGCAGAUUGAGCAUCAUGUGGGCGGUUGGAUGCGACGUCAUAACAGCGUCUAUUUGGAGGCCCCUCCUCCGAAACACCACUACCAACCGGACCACUCCAUUUCUGACGAGAGCGACGAGUCGCUGCACUCUAUCGACACUGCUCGCUAUAUCCAGCAGAGUCGGCGGCGCAACGCGCACAUGACCAACAAGAACUCCAACUUGACCACCAUUAAGAUGUAUCGCAAGCAUUCCCACAAACGCGAUGAGCUGAGGGCCAAGUAUGGCUACGAUGACGAGCAGGAGCACCGUCAUCACAUGCAAGCAGUGUUGCACCGCCGGCGGGAGAAGGAGCACAAGCUGGCCUAUCUGGCUGCCACGCCGAUGCACUGCAUCCAUUCUGGCAGCCACCAUGGAAGGCGCAAGCAUCUUCGCAAACGGCGCGCCAACUCAUAUAUGUUUGACUCGCUAUCCAGCAGUGAUGAUGAUCCAUCCUUUGGGGCUUGCGACUGCCACGGUUGUCGCAGACAUCACGCUUUGUCCAGGAGUGCCUAUCAGUACUGUCCAUAUGGAAGGCCACAACACGAGUAUCACCACCGUCAGGCGGCUUCAAGGACUAUGCACACCUUACGUCGUCAUCACACUUUUGACACGGAGGUGGAUCUGCGGCCAAGGAUGCCAGAGAACGAGUGCAGCUGCUGCAACAGCGAUCGCCUUUGUUCCAAUGUGGUGCACAUCGCCAACAGCUCCACCGAGGAGUGGGUGGUGGAGAACCGCAGCAGUCCGUUGGUGCUGGAGACGCCGAGUACAAGUCGAAAGCAUAAGCUCGUUUCUGUUAAAAAAUCAACACCGCAGUCAUCUCUAUCUAAGUGCCGCGACCCGAAAUCACCGAAACGAAAGGCUGUGUCUGCGUCUAAAUUAGUUAGAUCUAAAGCCAACUACAUGAAGAUGUUUGAUAGUGAUAUUUCCGAUGAUGAAAGGGUGCCGCGUCGAAGGCGUGGAGUUAGCUAUUCGGAGCAAAAAAGCCCAGUUUCCGCGGGUAACCCCACUUCUCUGGUUGCUUCAACGGCGAAGAAAGCUUCCAAGAAGGUAAUUACCUUAGCUCCCAAGGCUUUGCCUGAAAUCAAGGAAGAAGAGGCCACUCCAAUGAUAGAUAAGCGAAGUAAGGGUUCCUCCAUUCCCAAAAUUAAUGAAGACCACGAUAAAAGCAUAUCUUCUGAUGAAAGCGAGAUCUCGAUCAGGGGAAGGAAACGCUUAGUAAGUUUCUCGAAAGCACACUCCAAAGCGAUUGGAUUUGCAGCAAGCAGCGCUUCAAAAGAUCUCAUUACAAAGCCUCCUUUGGUUUUGCCACAAAUCAACGACAAAAACGUUACGAAAAAUUCUUUUGAGAUAACAAAGAAAAUCAAGAAAAGAGAAAUGGUAAAUGAAGCUAAGAAUCAGAAAAAUGAGAUUGUUGCGGCUUCUGACGAAAACAAAACUCUAGCAACUAAAUCUUUAUCUGAAAAGGACACUGGAAUCAAAUCGAAAUGUUCCGCAGAAAAAAGGGUUUCAAAGCAGAAAGAUAUUUCAGAUAAUAGCGGCAGUUUACCUCAAAUUAACGAGGAAACGGGAAAAUCUGAGAGCCUUGAAAAAAACAAGUCCAUUAUUAAUCCUGCAAAUCCACUGGUCAUUGACUUAACAUCUCCAUCUCAAAAUAAAAGAGGAAGGCCGAAGCAAAGUAAAAGAACACCAUCCGCUGAGAGAAAUACUUCUACACCGGGAGCAAAAAAGACCACAAGUUCCUCGAUAAAAAAGAAAACUAAAUCGGCUACUAUUCCAAACUUGCCGAAAAUCGCGGAGGAGGCACCGAAUGCAUCACCCGAUUCACAGACCAAACCUGAACCAAAUCCAUCGGUUAAAGUUCCAAAACCAAAGAACACCGAAAGUUCUGAUGGUUCAUCCGAUUCGGAAGAGGAUCUGCAGCGGGCAUUGGCUCUGUCGAAGACCACCUACAAGAAGGAGCAAUUGCAGCGCCAGAAGACCAAAAAGCAAACGUCUAUAGAGCAGCCACAGUCGCCUGCGGAACAAUCAUUGGCGGUCUUUAACAACCAGAGCGUGGCCUGCAACUCCACUGCUUUGGCCAACGACACUGCCUGCAAGCGUGUGCUUCCCAGAAAACAAGGGAUCAAAAGGGCAGCCGCAGUAAGCAGCACGGAGGAGCAGCUAGCGAAGAGUACCUCGGACAAACCGACGAAGGAAAACAAGGCUGGGACGUUGGGUGGCGAUCCCGACUGCACGGUGGUGACAUCCACCACUGGCUGCGAAUCAGUUUCACCGCCGAAUAGUGAACCCGUUCCACCGCCUCUCAAGAUAACGAAACGAGGAAUUCUGUUGCACAGCUCCUCGGCCCCGGGAUCUGAAAACUUCACACUGACCGAGCAGGGACUCGGGAAGUUCAUCGGGGAUCGUUGGGCCCGCAAGUACCUCAAAUACCACAUCGGCAGUCGAAGCUUUGACAGCCGACACUCGGUUUACUACCAGCCCACGCCCCAACUGGCCGCCGCCCUGAGUGUUCCGCAUAAUGAGCAGACCCUGGCCAACAUCUCGACCUCCAGUGCCAGCGACGACGACAUCUUCGAGCAGUUCAAUCGCUACGGGACGGUGUACAGCGUGCUCGAAAAGUCCAGCAAAGAGUAAUGUUUUGGUUUAAGUUUAAUUUACACAAUUAUUUCCAUUGUACACGUUGGUGUUAAACACACUCCUUGCAAAAGGAAUUCAGAAUUACGACUGUAGAGUUAAUUUUUUGAGUUUUGAUUUAUUUCACGUAAAUUACAUGAUCGAUAGUGAUAAUAGAAAACAUAAUACGUCAUAAUCAUUAUAAUCGUCAUAAAUUUUCGCUUAAGUAUUAAAUAAUUGUUUAAGAGAUUUAUUCGCAUUGCAAUAGUAUUUCUUGUGUGUCGAAGUUGUGUUUUAAGUUCGUUUCCAUAAAGUUUAUCAAAAUUCACAUACCGGCUAUUGUUAAUUUUAUGUAUUCACAAGAAAAACAAAUAAAACGUAAGAUCAAUUUAAAGAGUGA